UGCAUUUGUUUUGUUUUUCACACUGUGUUGUUGUGUUGCUUUUUGCGUGGUUCUCAAUAAUAAUUCAAUCAUGAAUACCUGUGUUAAAACUUUUACCGCGAAUGAACACCAGUUGUUUAACAUUCCCCGGUUUGUGGAGGACAUCGAGCAAAGUAAUGCAUCAGUGAAAGAGGCCGGAGUGUUUAAGGUAGUACUGGAGGAUUCAAUCAAAGGAAAAGGAUCUCCAUUAAAGAUAUUCCUUAAUCUCGAUAAAGAACGCCUAGCGGAAGCCUAUAAGCAAUUUGCCGUCCAUUUGCCACACUGCUCUUCAGUCUUUGCCCUCCGAUCCUACCCUCACUCACGUAGUGAACCGGGCAAACAAGUUGAAAACGAAAUGCAGCAAUGCUCUGCACAGGAUAUUACAAAUUUCGUGGAUGCAGUGACGAAUGAAAAAAAUUACACCAUGUCCAGCUGUUGCUCGUCUGCUCUAGAGAAGUCUGAAAAUGAUUUGGUGAAACACUUUUAUAGUGAUGUUCUUCCUAAGAAAGCUAUACAUCUUAACCGAAGUGGACCCUCCCUCUCCAAACUUAAAAAACAGGGAGAAUGUGAUGCUGCGUCACUUCGAAAGUUCUUUGAUCGUUUCCAGACUCUUGCGAUUGGACAGAAGAAGAAGGUUGUAGACACUGCAAUGUCAAAGGACACUAGGAUUACGGAAGAAGUAUGCUCUUGUUCAGGCUGCGCCACUGACAACGUCUCUUGUGAAGGAAGUGACUUGAAGAAAGGAGUGAUGUACGGGUCAGGCAUUGAGUUGACUUUCAACGACAGGAUAAGGAUGAGCCCUCAUUUUGGAUUGUAUUGCCUGGCCUCUACUUCACUGCUACGGCUUUUGCCCAAUCACUACCCUGGAAUCACUUUACCUUUCUUGUACUACGGCAAUACUCACUCCUUCUUUGCUGCGCAUAUUGAAGAUUUCUCUUUAUACUCAUGGAAUGUACUACACUACGGAGCACCUAAAAUCUGGCUUGUCAUACCACCAAAAUAUGUGAGAAAGCUGCACAAUUGUUUAGUGCAAUGCACACAAAGUUUAGCCCACUCAACUUGCAGCAACCUUCUUGGCCACAAGUAUUAUGUUAUUACCCCACAAUGGCUGCAGGAAUAUGGAAUUCCUUUUAAUGUGGUUGUACAGAGAGCAGGAGAGAGCGUAGUUGUAUGUCCCAACGCAGUCCAUGUGGGAUUUAAUUCAGGCUUCAAUAUAGCUGAGGCAUGUAACUUCGCUACCGAAAGCUGGAUACCAUAUGGAAUAGUUGCACCUCAGUGCAAGUGCAUGGGUUUUGAAGCACACUUGGACAUUGCGAGACUUGUAGCUGCAACAAGACCUGACCUCUUGGAAAACUAUACAAAGCAGACGAUGCCUGUGGUUCCGAAGGAAGAAGACCCAUACUUCUACUCUUCUAUUCUCAAAGAAGAUAAAGGCAACAACUUGAGGGAGUCUUCAAGUGAAAAAAAUGAGACAGAAGAGAAUGAGGAAGAUGUUGCGAUGCCACAGGAUGAGCACGCCAUGCCUGCAGCGCCUGCAGUACCUUCUAGGCCAGUAGGUAGGAAGGUUGUCUGCUGUCCGAAACCUUCCUGUUCAAAAGAGUAUGGCUAUGGAAAGACAAAAAGAAUGAGGGACCACGUUGAUAAGUGUCACAGUAAUGACCGAAGGUAUCAACAAUAUAUAAAGAAGCUUGAUGCUCUUUAUCCACCAAGAAACAAAACUAAGAGACAGACUUGUCUCUUGUGCGGGAAGUCCGUAGCAGGAACACAAGCUCAAAUGACAAGGCAUAAAAAUGGAUCAAAGUGUGAUCCAUCUGGAAAGAAAGCCAAGAGAUCAGGUGUCCACAAGAACUUACAGCUAUAAUUCAGGUUAUUUCUGAGUAUUAUUUACAAAGCUCAAGUAAAGAAUAAUCUUCAGUUGAAUUAAGUUCAAGUUCAAGUACUUUAAGUCCAAGUGCAAUUGUUUUCUCAAAAACAAAAAAAAGUUUAUUGUCAAUAAAUAAUAUUUUGUAU
Molecule: messenger RNA, 2028 nt
Organism: Thrips palmi
Lineage: Eukaryota; Metazoa; Arthropoda; Insecta; Thysanoptera; Thripidae
Exons: 7
Coding region: 71-1879 (602 amino acids)
Biological process (GO): chromatin remodeling
Cellular component (GO): nucleus
Molecular function (GO): histone H3K9 demethylase activity; histone H3K36 demethylase activity
Source: RefSeq, a predicted model, not a curated record